Messenger RNA from Panicum hallii, 3505 nucleotides. RefSeq names its product transcriptional corepressor LEUNIG_HOMOLOG-like. The transcript is spliced from 17 exons. The record is from RefSeq and is a predicted model, not a curated record. Gene Ontology annotation, molecular function: transcription corepressor activity; protein binding. Lineage: Eukaryota; Viridiplantae; Streptophyta; Magnoliopsida; Poales; Poaceae. Bases 121 to 2334 code for a protein of 737 amino acids.
CCGUCUCGUCUGCCCUUCUCUUACCCCCCCCCACACCCCCCGCUCCCCCCAACCCCAACCCAAGUCGCUCUCCAGUGGGGAGGAGGAGGAGGAGACGGGAGCAACUUGCGGAUCGAAUCCAUGGCGCGGACCAACUGGGAGGCCGAUAAGAUGCUCGACGUCUACAUCUACGACUACCUGGUGAAACGCAACCUGCAGGCCACCGCCAAGGCCUUCAUCGCCGAGGGCAAGGUCGCCACCGACCCCGUCGCCAUCGACGCCCCCGGCGGCUUCCUCUUCGAGUGGUGGUCCAUCUUCUGGGACAUCUUCCACUCCUCCACCGCCAAGGCCUCCUCCUCCUCCGCCACCGGGGCGCCUCCUCCCCACCUCGAUAUCAACAAGUCGAGGGACCACCAGAUGAGGCUCCAGCUACUGCACCAGCACAACGCCCAACUCCACACCAGAGGAGCUGCCCCUCCUCCUCCCGCCUCCAUCAAUGCCCUCAACUCUGACAUCUCCGCCGUCCUUGCUUCUAAAAUGAUGGAGGACCGGAUCAGGAACCCCAACCCUGGCGAUUCCGACGCGUCACAGCAUCUCCUGGACGCAAACAGGAUCGCCCUUCUCAAGUCACCACCACCUAACCACACUGGGCCACCACCUAUGCAGCAGCAGAUUCACCCAAGAAACCAGCAACAUGACAUCAAGCCUGAUGUUGCUAUGCCACCGAGAACAGUGCCAGCGGACCCUUCUUCAUUAUAUACAUCAGGGUUGAUGCACCCAAAACCUCCAUUACUUUCUGCUGGACUAAAUCAAGGUGGUGUUGGGAGUGUGCCACUCAAAGGCUGGCCUCUAACUGUCCCAGGUAUCGACCAACUACGGUCCAAUUUAGGUGUCCAGAAGCAGUUGGUGCCAUCUUCGAACCAGUUCCAACUUUUAUCACCACAACAACGGUUGAUUGCUCAGGCACAAACACCAAAUGAUCUUACUAGAAUGGGUUCUCCAGCACCAUCUGCUCAACCGAAUGUCCGGUCAGAUGAUCCGGAUUAUCUGAUGAAGUUGAAGAUGGCCCAGAUGCAGCAGUCCUCAGGUCACCGUUCUAUGGAAUUGCAACAGCCACAUCAACAGAACACUAGAAAGCGGAAGCCAACUUCUUCAGGCGCAGCUAAUAGUACUGGCACAGGAAAUACUGUUGGGCCUUCUCCUCCAUCAACUCCAUCCACUCAUACUCCAGGUGGUGGAGUACCAGUUGUUAGCAGUGCUAAUAUUUUACAGAAGAGUUCGAUGAUUUGCGGCGCAGAUGGAACCAGUGGGCUUGCCUCAUCUUCAAACCAGAUGGAUACUUUGGAUAGUUUUGUUGAUUUUGAUGAGAAUGUUGAUUCAUUCUUGUCGAAUGAUGAUGGAGAUGGAAGAGACAUGUUUGCAGCACUGAAAAAAGGUUCCUCGGAGCACAACUCAGAGUCCUUAAAGGGUCUCUCCUUGAGUGAGGUAGGUAACAACCGUACAAGCAACAAUAAAGUUGUGUGCUGUCACUUCUCUACAGAUGGAAAGCUACUAGCUAGUGCCGGCCAUGAGAAGAAGGUCUUCCUCUGGAAUAUGGAUAAUUUUAAGAUGGAUACCAAAAUAGAAGACCAUACAAACUUUAUCACAGACAUAAGAUUCAAAACGAAUUCCACUCAGUUGGCUACAUCAUCUUCCGACGGAACUGUUCGACUUUGGAAUGCUGCUGAUGAAAGCGGCGCUUUGCAAACUUUUAAUGGGCAUAGCUCUCAUGUAACAUCGCUAGAUUUUCACCCAAGAUUGACAGAGGUUCUUUGCUCUUGUGAUGACAAUGGAGAAAUUCGCUUCUGGACAGUUGGUCAAACUACAUCGUCCCAUGUUUUUAGGGUGAAGCAGGGUGGUACUGGAAGAGUCAGGUUUCAGCCACGAAGUGGGCAGCUCCUAGCUGUGGCAGGUGGAACCAUGGUGAAUAUUUUUGAUGUUGAAAAGCAAGCCAACUUACCCUCUCCACCAAAGGGUCACAAUAGUGAGGUAAACUGUGUGUGCUGGGAUGAAAGUGGUGAAUUUCUGGCUUCUGUAAGUCAGGACACUCUGAAAGUGUGGUCGGUAUCGUCAGGCGCGUGCAUUCAUGAGUUAAGGUCCCAUGGAAACCCGUAUCAGUCAUGCAUAUUCCACCCGAGAUACCCUAAAGUGUUGAUUGUUGGUGGUUAUCAGACGCUGGAGCUGUGGAGCUUAUCAGAUAACCAGAGAAACCCAAUCCAGGCGCAUGAGGGGCUGAUAGCUGCUCUGGCACACUCCCCCUUCACGGGGAUGAUUGCCUCUGCCAGUCAUGACAGAUAUGUAAAGCUCUGGAAGUAGGUAGAAAGGUGAUGGACUAUACACUAGCCGUCUAGUCCUAAUUUUAUACUUAUCAUUAACUUUUAUAGCGUCUGUUUCAUUCCUUUGUUGACUGCUUAUAGGUAGGAUGGAUACGCUUUUGAGGGCUGGCUGUACAUGAUUGGGCUGAUAUAGGCUUUAAUCUGUGGUGUGUGUAGCAGUCUAGCAGAGAAGUGCUGCAUGAAUGGGGUUGGUUAUCAUCACAGAUAGAAUUUCAUUCACUUCUCUUCUGAGACUAUAUAUUAUUAAUUAAUAGGACAAAUGGGCCGGCCUGGCCACACGGGAAUACGCGAUGGUUAAUGAAUUAGUUCCAUACAGGAAAGAGUGAUGGGCCACCAUGUAUAGUUUGUACUCCAUACUAUGGGAGAAAUCUCUCAGUGAGAGAGAGAGAGUGUUGGGAGGAGGCUAGCUAGAUACAUAUGUAUUAUGGUGGAUUAGUUUGUGGGUGCAUCUCCGUCCCCAUGGGCCGCUGAUGAUGGCUUGAGCCCCCUGAGCACGGACACGCCGCCACCCUGUUGCGCAGGUGCAGGUGCAGGUGCAGAUGCUGGGUCCUUUGCUGGUGCGGCCGCUGUCGUGCUCAAGGAGAGCUGGCAGACGACGGGCCAGCCGUUGCAGGCGGCGUUGCAGUCGUUGCGGCAGUUGCCCAGCGCCGCCCGAGGGGACGCCGCGAGCACCACCAAGCACAGCACCGCCGCCGCCUGCACGCUCGUGGCCGCCAUAUCCGAUCUGAUCUCUCCACACGGCCGGCCACACGCACUUGCUUGUUGCAGCAGGUACGCGCGCGCGCGCGUGCAGGGAGAGGAGGACAAGACGGAUCGGAGGACGAGACGACGACGCCGCCGGGCCGGGAUCUGAUCGAUGACCCAUGCCAUCUCCCGGGGGCCUGCUUAUAUAUACGUAACCUCACCCCAUCCCGAGAGGCGUAGGCAGCAUAAAUAUAGGCAUUUAUGCCUGCAGCCACAAACUAAAACAUGCAGACGGCAACGGUGGAGCUGCACCCUCGCUCUGCUUUUUGUGUGAUAAAAAACACUAGCUUAUCGCCACACUUCGAACAUUGUUAUUUGUCGACCAUAUUAUACUUACUACAUAUAAUGAUGCCGACCAGAUAGCAGUGUUACUUAAACUGCGAUUCUGGUCUAACAGCUAGCUUAAA